Messenger RNA from Schistocerca americana (American grasshopper), 846 nucleotides. RefSeq lists its product as uncharacterized. The record is from RefSeq and is a predicted model, not a curated record. The coding region runs from base 264 to 719 and encodes 151 amino acids. NCBI's taxonomy places the organism in Eukaryota, Metazoa, Arthropoda, Insecta, Orthoptera, Acrididae. The transcript is spliced from 5 exons.
GUUCGUACUGGUGGGAAACGCCAGCCAUCAGGCUCUGUUGGCCACCCCUAGCGACGACUGUUGCAGACCCGGCUCCAGCGCAUGCGCCGUGGCCGUCGUGCGACCUGCUGUACAACUGGUACUGGUGCCGGGGGCACGACAAAGGCGGCAUCAUCUGCGCCACCAGCGUCAAGCGCGGCUCCAUCGAGCCGGUCGCCGUGCUCUGGACACGCUCCCUCCACUCGAGCAACAAAAGCCACAUCCCAGGACAGGAUGAGUUUGGAAUGAUAUACAAUUUUAUCAACUACGCAGGACAACUAAAAUUUACGCUGAGAUUUUGUUCUAAAUCGGACACAACGAAGACAGAACCCAUUGAAUGGCAUCACGAAGAUCCCCCGCCGUGCAAAAAGAACUGGUACAACUGCGACCUGGUGGACGACAGGAUCUCGUGCCAGCUGAGACUGUGUCCAUGGUCCCACGAACCACUGCUGCCGGCGUCUGGGAAGGUCAGCGAUUGGUACGGCUGUACAAAACGUGGCAACCAGGUUGAUUGUUAUCUUAGCAGUCUUGGUGAGCGCAAGAGUCAUCCUCACACCUGGAAGCACGUGCUGUACCCCGAAUUCCACCACGAAUUCCUGCCUCACCACGAACACCCUGGUAUGUCACCCGAGUUCCAUGGCCCAAUGCUGGAACCGAUUCAUGAGUUACCUCCUCCACCACCACCAGCCUGGAAGCACUGACUGAAACCGUAAUGGCUGCGCUUCUUCUAGUACUUUGAAGCCGAAAUGCUAUCUCCGAAAAGCCAAAGGAGAUCUCGAAACCAAGCAUUCAGUACCAUAUUGCUAGACUUUAAGUAUUAAUGGCAAC